Symbiodinium necroappetens is the source of this 342-nucleotide messenger RNA. NCBI's taxonomy places the organism in Eukaryota, Dinophyceae, Suessiales, Symbiodiniaceae. The record is from the annotation of a GenBank genome assembly.
AUGAGGACGCUCCGAAGAGAGAUUGGUCCGCUAAUGCUGAUGCUUGGUGCAAGAUUUGCUGGAAGAAGAUUGCACAGGGAGAGGCGGAGGCUUCUAGAGAGGCCUCCUCCUCGGGCUCGUCCUCGAGUACAGAAAUCGAGGAGCCGGAGCAAGAGGAUGCAGCGCGGCGAGCCUAUGUGGCACAGCAUGUUAGUGCUGACCUUGUGUAUGUUUGGGAAGAGAUGGGAGUCAGCCUGUUGCAUCAACGCGGCGAGCUUGGUGAGCGAUAUCGUAGUGUGGCAUUGUUUUCUUCCAUUGCAGACACGCGGGCCGAUGCCCGGGCAGUCUUGCGAAAUGAAGUGA